ACAAACACACACACACACACACACACACACACACGCAGGACAGGGCUCACUAGCGGCGGUCGGGUGAAUGUUUACCGAGCAAGCAUAGAGUGGUGGUGCGGAAAGUGACAGUCACACUGGAGCCUUGGUGUAUGGUGAAACACAGGUGAUUUCUGCUUCCACGGUUGCAUUUUACAGCGGAAUGUUCACUCGAAGGGGGCAUGGGGACGUCAAGAAAUCUACACAGAAAGUUCUGGACCCAAAGAAGGAUGUUUUGACCCGACUGAAGCACCUGCGGGCGCUGAUAGACAUCAUUGACAAGAGUGAACUAAAGGCAUUCUUUGAAAGCAACUGCUCACAGAUUUAUUUUAUCUUCUAUGAAAAUUUCAUUACACUGGAAAGCAGCUUAAAACAAAAAGGGAACAAAUCUCAAAGGGAAGAGCUGGACUCUAUCCUCUUUAUUUUUGAAAAAAUUCUUCAACUUCUACCUGAGAAAAUCUACAACAGAUGGCAAUUUCACAGUAUAGGUUCUAUUCUGAAAAAACUUCUGCACACUGGAAAUUCAUUUAAAAUCCGCUGUGAGGGGAUCCGUCUCUUCCUGCUGUGGCUUCAGGCUCUACGGGACAAUUGCGCCGAGGAGCAGUUCCUUAUCUUUGCCUGUCUGGUUCCGGGAUUCCCUGCUGUUCCCUCCUCCAGAGGACCCUGCACGCUUGACACCAUCAUUAACAACCCAUUUUCCAACACCCUAGAAGCUAAGGUAGUGCCAGAGGAGAUCACCCCUUUGGUUCCAGCUGUGUCUGGAGAGAAGGUUGCAGAGGACCUGACUUGUUACUUUCUUGAAACGCUGCUCAAGUACAUGGUUAUCCAGGCAUCCAGUUUAGAAUGGAAGAACAAAGAGAACGAAGACACGGGCUUCAGAUUUCUCUUCAGUCUUUUCAAGAAGUACUAUCUUCCACAUCUAUUCCCCUCUUUCACCAAAUUCACAAAUCUUUAUAAGCCUUUGUUAGAACUCCCCCCGCUCAGACCGAAACCCUUGUAUGUGCCGGUGACAAGGAACAAUGAGAGCACUUUCUGCACCAGGGAUCAGUACUUGGCACCUAGGGUGGCCUUCAUCACCUGGCUGGUCACUUUCUUCCUGGAGAAGAAGUACGUCAACAGUGCUGCUGCAGCGCAGAGCGCCAAGAACGGCACUGAGGUCAUUCCCAAACUCAUCCAGACUGUCACUGCAGGCAGUAGCAGCCAGGAGAAGGAAAAAGAUAAGAUUGCUGAUGGGGAUACUAGCGGACCACCAGGGGAUACAGAAAAGAGCCACUCUAACAGCAGCACGUUGUCUGAUCGAAGGCCCAGUGAUUCCAGUUUGUGUAGCAUUGAGGAGGAGCACAAGCAUGUCUACGACAUGGUGCACUGCAUUCUGCUGUCCACCAGGGACAAUGUUAAUUUUGUCAAUGAAGUCUUCCACCAGGCCUUCUUGUUGCCUGCUUGUGAAGCCUCAGCAACCAGGAAGGUUAUCAAAGUGUACAGAAAGUGGAUCCUGCAGGAAAAGCCCACCUUCAUGACCGAGCCUGACCCAACCACCCAGGAAGAUGAAGUGGAUGAAAACUCAGAGCGUGUUCUCAGCACAGAUGCAAGCAUCAUGCAUGUAAAAGCGUUUGAGAGUCAUGGUCACAAACGCUCGUCAAGCUGGGGAAGGACUUACUCGUUCAGCAGUGCCAUCAAUCGGGGUUUUCUCACAGAGGAGCAGAAUAGAGACGUUAAAGCUGGCAUGCAGCCCACACUACAGGUUUUCCUGACCAACUCAUCCAACGUGUUCCUGUUGGAGCCAUGCCAGGACAUUCCGAAACUCCUGGAAAAUCAGGUUGAAGUGUGCAAGAAUGUUCUCAGCAUUUAUCGGCACAUGAUCAUGGAGCACAGCAUGACUACACAGACGUGGGAGCAGAUGCUGCAGGUGCUACUGAAGAUCACAGAGGCAGUAAUGAAGAGGCCACAAGAAAACCAAAGAAAAGACAGUUUUGCUGAAAGUUUAGCAUCCUUACUUUUUAGGACUAUUAUUGUGGCGUGGGUUAGGGCAAACCUCAGCGUAUUUAUAUCUCGGGAGCUGUGGGACGAGCUGCUGGCAGUGCUGUCUUCUCUUACCUGCUGGGAGGAGCUGGUGAUGGAGUGGGCUGGCAUCAUGGACUCGCUGACGGCUGUGCUGGCACGCUCUGUUUAUGGCCUGGACAUGGCCAACUUGCCUUUAGACAAACUCAGCGAACAGAAGGAGAAAAAGCAACGAGGACGUGGGGUUAUCCAGGACUCCCAGAAGGCGGCUGCAGUUGCACGCUCAUUCUCACUGAGCUGGAGAAACCACGGAGAGCAGGGUGGGCCGGGAGCCCAGGAGCCAAUGAGGAUUCGCUCUGCCACUACCUCAGGAGCCCCCGGUGUGGAGAAAGCCCGGAACAAUGUCCGCCAGAAGGCCUCCGCUAAGCGAAGCCAGUCCAUCAGCAACUGUGUCCAUCUUUACGAGGCUUUGCCCACUACUAAAAGUGUUCCUAUGCUGCUCCACACUGUGAGCUCUUUCUUGCCUGGUAUCUCUUCUGGUAAUUCUGCUUGCUCUCAUAGACUCUCAGAUGUAGAAGAAUGUCAGCUCUCAGAAUGUGGAGGAGAAGAGGAGAUGGGGGGCAGGGAGAGUCCUCUGCAGCGGAGCAGCAGCACCUCAGACAUCACCCAGCAGCUGUCUGACUCUUUACCAGCCCAGAAGAGAGACUACUCCCCCACUUCUUGUGGUUCUGAGGGCAGGACUGAGAGCAUAGAGCCACCAGUGAUAUUGAUCCGACGGAGCAGCAGCCCAGCAGAGACAGAGUCGAGCACUGACGGACCCCCAACCUACACAAGACACAAACUCAGAGAUAAAAGUGAAAGUGUGAGUAGCGAGACAUCCAACGGCUACCUCAAUGAGGCUGAAGUUACGUGGCAAACAUUCGACGAGGAGGCCGACACUCAGUCCACGCAGUCGGCUCACAUGGAUGUUACAGCUGACCCCCAGAACCAAGGCAGUUUGCUGCUCAGCCACAAUGACGCUCUAGCAGGUCCUGAGUGUGCCCUCCUUCCCCACUCUGCUCCUCCCUACCUCCACAAUUACCACUACCCCCAGAAUCCCCCCUCCUCACCGGCCCUGCUGGUGCACGCCGAGUGCCCGCGGGACUGUCCCCUGGAUGACACCAUGCAUCAGUCUGUCUUGCACAUGCCACACCACUUGGACAGCAGUGAGUGUCUUGCCGAUGAUGUCAGCAUCAUCGCUGGGGGGACGCUGACUGGUUGGCAUCCUGAUUCUGCUUUUGUCCUGUGGAGGAGGAUUUUGGGUAUUUUGGGAGAUGUCAAUAACAUCCGAUGCCCUAAGAUCCAUGCCAAGGUUUUCUCCUAUCUCUAUGAUCUCUGGCACAAGCUGGCCAAGAUCCGGGACAAUCUGGGGAUCAGCGUGGAUAACCAAUCCUCUCCUCCCCAGCCUGUGUUCAUCCCUCCUCUUCGAAUGCUAGCAUCAUGGCUCUUCAGGGCAACCAUGCUCCAAGCAGAGUACAAGGCUGGCAAACUGCAGGCAUACAAGCUGAUCUGUGAGAUGAUGACCAGACACCAAGACGUUCUCCCCAACAGUGACUUCCUGGUGCACCUGUACCACGUCAUGCACAAGGGCUUCACCAGCGAUGACCAGGACGUUUUGAAUACCAUCGUCCGCUCCUGCUCGCCCCGCUUCUUCUUCCUUGGUCUACCAGGUUUCACGAUGCUGCUUGGAGAUUUUAUCACUGCUGCUGCCCGUGUCCUUUCUUCUGACUCCAAAGAGGCUCCAAGGAUAGAGGCUCAGACAAUCUUGGGCUCCCUUGUGUGUUUCCCCAACCUGUACCUCCAGAUUCCUGUUCUGCACUGUGUGUCUGGCUCUAAUGACGUCAGUGUAGGCAAUGAGGAUAUCAAGAAUUAUCUGGUUAAAAUUCUUCUGGAUGCAGCCACAAAAGAAUAUUAUGAAGGAGCAAGGUGCAUUGCUGUAUGCAGCCUGGGCCUGUGGGUGUGUGAAGAGCUCACGCAAAACAACAUUCACCACCUGGUUAAAGAUGCCAUCAAUGUUCUGGGAGUAACACUAAAGUUUGGAAACAAAGUAGUGGCCCAAGUCGCCUGUGACAUGUUUCAGCUGCUGAUUUCUCACUGGGAACGACUCCAGAGGCUGGAUCCAACUCUUCCCAAGAAGAUAAUUGAGAUCUUUGUGGCUACAAUAGCCUUUUUGUUGCCAAGCGCAGAGCACUCGACAGUGGAAGCAGACAAAAAGAUGAUGGUUUCGCUGCUACUUUGCUUGCUGGACUGGUGUAUGGCUGUUCCCCUGAGUCUGCUGCUAGAACCCAUCACCAAGUCGUCUUUGGAGCCCCACUCACCCAGCAAGGCACCGCUCCUGGACUACAUCUACAGGGUGCUUCACUGCUGUGUGUCCGGCUCCAACCUGCACACCCAGCAGAGCCACUACCUGCUCAGUCUGUCGGACUUAUCCAACGAAUACGACCUGAUGUUGGGUCAGGUGAAGAGCUUCGAGCCACCACCCUCCCAAAUGACCACAGCAGACUUUGGCAACCUGUUGACAGUAGCUGAGGAGAAGCGCCGUCGAAACAUGGAGCUCAUCCCUUUGACGGCGCGGAUGGUCAUGACUCAUCUGGUGAACCAUCUUGGCCACCAUCCCCUCAGCGGUGGCCCGGCUCUCCUUCACAGCCUUGUGAGCGAAAACCAUGACAACCCGUAUGUGGAGUCAUCCGAGCUGUCUUCUGAGGUCUUUAAAAGCCCCAACCUGCAGCUGUUCGUCUUCAACGACAGCACACUGGUGUCCUACCUUCAGAUCCCAGCCGAGGCGCCCACCGCAGGUCAACCCCCGCACCCUUCCUCCCAAGUUCGCAUCAUCGUCCGAGACAUUUCAGGAAAGUACUCUUGGGAUGGAACAAUUCUGUACUGCACUGCGCAGGACGACCCUGAUGUGGCUGCUUUCCAUCCAGCCGACCCGCCUCUUUCAAAAACCUCCAAUACACACGGCAGAAAUCAGCCAACCUCGCCUCUGAAAGGACAUUACAAAACUCCCUGCUCCGUCUCAGACUCCUUCUCUAACUUCAGUGAAGAGGACGAGGUCGAUGUGCUGGAUAAGCUUUUGGAGGACCUUGGCCACAGCAGCCCAGAAUGCCUCCCUCAGCCACGACUCCAGCUCAAUCAGCCAGCCCCGUCACCUCAUGGCAUGAACCUGGAACAAGAGAACGCUAUACUGGGGGCCAUUCUCCGUCAGACUCAGCAAGAGGAGGAGCAAGUCAGGAAGUGGGAUGCUGAUGUAAGCUUCCGGGCUGCCUGCCAGAGGGAACCCUCCCACCAGGAACCAAAAGCUCCUUUCUAUUUCUGCAGACUGCUUCUUAAUGAUCUGGGCAUGAACUCAUGGGAUCGCAGAAAAAGCUUCUACUUGCUGAAGAAAAACUCUAAACUUCUAAGAGAGCUGAAGAACUUGGAUUCCAGGCAGUGCCGAGAGACACACAAAAUUGCUGUGUUCUACAUCAGAGAAGGCCAGGAAGACAAGUGCUCCAUCUUGUCGAACUACGCAGGCAGUCAGGCCUAUGAAGACUUUGUAUCUGGACUGGGAUGGGAGGUGGACCUGGCCACACACUGCGGUUUUAUGGGAGGACUCCAAAGGAAUGGCAGCACAGGUCUAACAGCUCCCUAUUACGGUUCCUCCACUGUAGAAGUCAUAUUCCAUGUAUCCACGCGGAUGCCGUCUGAUUCUGAUGACUGUCUCACCAAAAAGCUGCGUCACUUGGGCAACGAUGAGGUGCACAUCGUGUGGUCCGAGCACACCAGGGACUACCGUUGUGGCAUCAUCCCAACUGACUUUGGAGACGUGCUCAUUAUCAUCUACCCAAUGAGGAAUCACAUGUAUUUCAUCCAGAUCAUUAAGAAGCCUCAGGUUCCUUUCUUUGGACCUCUGUUUAAUGGCGCCAUCGUCACCGGGUUGCUGUUGCCAAGUUUGGUACGAGCCACUUGUAUCAAUGCCAGCAGAGCUGUCAAGUCCCGGCUGACUCUCUACCAGAGCUUCUACGAGGAGCGAGCACUCUACUUGGAGGCCAUUGUUCAGAACCACAGAGAGGUCAUGACCUUUGAAGACUUUGCUUCGCAGGUCUUCUCUCCCUCCCCUGCCUAUUCUGCGAGCGGAACAGGAUCCCUCACUGGCAGCGUGAGCCCCGAAGGUGGGAAUCCGACGGCGGACUCGGCCGAGCAGGUGUCUCCCACCCUGCCCCGUUCCACCAAACAGAGAGUUUCGGGAAAACUCCGCAGAUCAGCGAGCGCUAUAAGCAAAUCUUCAAACUAAACUCCUCAGCCUGUCACCCGUCCUCAAGAGUGAAGCCUUGAAUCUGCUGUGGAAGAACCUCAAACACCCUGCCGGGACUGCAAGAUUGUUUUAUUUUUGUCGUUUUGGUUUUUUUUUUUCUGUUUUUUUUUUUUUUUUUGUCGUAUGAACAUUAAUUUGAGUGUGGUGUCAUUGUUAAUUUAAGUAGCUAUUGAUGAUUUUUUUUGUCUCUACAUUUCAGUUUGCUUUACUGGCUUAAUUGAGACAGGCACGAGACUAAAACCAUGUUCAUCAUAGGAAGACUUAAGAGUCUUAAUGCAAAUCUGAUCCAAGUGUGACUUUUAUUCCAAGACUCUAGAGCUCUCUGAAAGCGCUAGAAAAACUGAUGUUCUUACUAUAGUAAGGAAAUGGGAGGCUGCUGCAAGCCGUUUCAUUGUCAGAUAAUUCAACACUUUAUGUAAAGCACUGAAUGACAGUUUGUGCUAAACUUGCACAGGAGAUUGGUGUACUUUUAGAUAUUUGUCUUUUACCUCUUUUUGCACCCGCCACUGCCUUCCUACGCCAGUGACUCCACAUUAGGUCAGGUCUCAAGCUCUUGUCCUCGUGUGUAGCACCAGUUCAUUCAACGUUUGUGGAAGACUGAUUGCAUUUUCGGAAACUUUUCCCAGUGGAUACGUACGCCAUGCACUACCACACAUGGGCACAUAGUCUCUGCACUGUCCGAGUUAGGUUUUUUUUUUUUUUUUCUGUUUUUUUCUCCACCCCCCAUCGUACAAUCGAUGGCAUCCUUCGAACUUGAAAUGAAAUUUGUUUUUUUUUGUUUUUUUACCAUUCUCAUUUUCCACUUUAAAUGGAUUCCAAUAGAUUUUGUCACCGUUUGAUUUAUGCAACUCUGCUGGAAUGAGAAAAGACCACGUUUAUAAUCGUUAUAUGAUGUCAUUAACCUGGGCUUAUGUCCGGUAAUUGGAUAAGUUUCCUCCUGUCUCUUUCCUCCGCCAUCAGUUUGCCCUGUCCUGUGAUGACACUGACAUUCCAACAUUCCCAACCUACCGGUGUGUUUUGCACUCGCUCAUCAUUAGCAUUGAAUGUUCCUCUUUUGCCGAGUUUGUUUGGGAUUCAAGUUGCUUUCAUUUGUUUGUUUUUUUCUUCUGCAUUUGCUAAAUUGAAUGAAUUGAUUAAUCAUUUUGUUGUUGUAAUAUGAAUCCUGUGCUGUUUAGAGGAAAAAAACGCCAGACCCUCAGGUGAAACUUUACUCCAUGCACUGGUGUGUGUGUGUGUGUGUGUGUGUGUGUGUGUGUGUGUGUGUGUGUGUGUGUGUGUGUGUGUAUGCGUGUGUGUGUGUGUGUGCGUGUGUGUAUAUAUAUGUGUGAUGUAUGUGACAGUUUAGUGUUUUCAUGUACUCGAUUCUCUCUUAUGAAGCUUCUCACAAUAUCUGUGUAAUAAGAAAUGCCGAUAGAUCUAGAGAUGCACCAACAUGAGCUUUGUGGCUGAUUUUAUCACUUCCAGAUUUUUCUUCAAGAUCUAUGAUACAAUAGCCUUCAAAGUAUUUUUUCUAUUCUUCCGGCUUUGACUGGUUGCUGUAAAACAGGGUUGAGGUUGAACUUCUUUUUGUUUUUUUAGAGAAAGGCCAAAUGAUUUAUUUGACAUUUAAAACUGGCUUUUCAGACUUGAAUGAGCAAUUAGCACAGUUGGUACACCUAGCAUUACUAAAACAGCGGACUCCGUGUAUAUUUCAAGAGAAUGUAGAUCCUUAACCCAAAUUUAACAAUGCAGCCAGCUUAUAAGAUAUGAUGAUAUACGUCUGGUUCUUGAAAAUCGGAUUAUGUUUUAAAACAUUUUUGGAAGGAAAAGCUAAAAAUCCAGUUUUUCUCAUUUUCAUUCAUUUCAAACUGUGUUUUAAAGAGUCGCUCUUUGCUAUAGAAUAAUCCGGUUCAGGUUUGAGGAGUUGUUUAUUAAUAAAGUCUAGACUCCAAAGUUAAGUUGCCCUUUAUUUAUCACCAGAGAUGAUUCAAAGUAGGUUGUAGUUUUAGCUUUGCUAACGGCUAAUUAUUAGCUAGUCGCAGUGUUCUGUCAUUCCUCUUAAAUCUGUCCAUCUGCCACAUAUUACUACCUGAGUACCUGGUCUCUUCACAGCUGGUUUAACCAAAUGUUAUUGGUCAGCCUGACAUCUUUAUUAGGCAACUCUUUUAACACUGAAGAACUGCUUCCUUUUUAGCUUCAAAAUUAGAACUGCAAACAUAUGUACUGGGGGACACUUAUAGUCAUUGUUAUAUUCUGAUAGCACUUGGAUAAUGCUACUCGAGACUGGCUUCACUGCGAGGAGAAAUAGUGUCAAUUUAUUGUACACAAAAUCUUAUUGCCCUGCUGCAUAUACUUUCCAAGUCACCACAUCCAUGACAGACAGUGGUUGAAAGCUCAAAGGUAUAAAACAAGCAACUUUUCCAUUUUCCAUUUAGCCUUCCUGUUAUCUGCUGAAAGGUUUGCACUCUUGCACGCUCUCUUAGCUUAAUAUAAUGGAAACUACAAAUCACUUAUGCCUGUGCCUCCUAUGACUUCAUUACUAAAGAACUUACCAAGACUGAAAAUGGCCAAUUUUGAGUCGUCUUUGUUCAGUAACAGUAUUCACACCAAAGUGUGGCGUUGCUAGAUGUGACCCACUAGAAAAUAAGGUUAAUUUUGAUGGGCUGCUUCAGCUGAAAAUUUCUGGAAAAGCUCAUUUCUUGGUGCUUCUCUAAAUUUAAGGCUUCUUUUUCCACCGUGUUGAAUAUUGUCUGAUCAUCUCAUUGGUAUAAUUGAUCCUUCUCCUCCAUCAUCUCUAAACAUCCAUGUCUUGUGCCUCCCACAAAAACAACAGAUGGAUUUAGGAUUUUUUUUUUUUUCCUAAGCAUCUUGCUCCAUCUUCAUCUCAAUGUAGUGUAACCAACUCCUGCUCUUUCCCAUGAUCCUCUCUGUCUCCAUGUGUCCUCCUGAGGCCCCCGGCUGCUUAGGAAGGGGUUGAGUUUGGGUUUAGGUGGCGUACCAGAGCUGAACUCUCACCAGACCUCUUAGCAACAGCCAGGCCAGCAGCGCUAACAAACCUGCACGCUCGUGGUUGUUAUGGCAGCCAGGUGUCCAACCCCCCCGCCCCCACCCCUCUCUUCCCUCCACCCUCCAGCACUCACACUGUACACUCACACUUUCUGAGAGCUCCACCCAAGCUGCAACACUAUCCCCAUCUGUUGCACUACUAUGCCUUACCGUCUUUCUCCAAGAUCUCACCUCCUUUUGUUUGCUCAUUCCUACAGCAGAAUAUGGGGAAUCCAAACAGCUGGGGGUCUCGCAGAAAUAUUGCCGUGCUUUUUAUUUGGUUGUCUUUAUGAAGAAUGUAUGAACAUAUAGGCCUGGAUCGCAACCGUGGUUUUUGUUUUUCCCCCCAAAGUCUCUCGAAGGAAAAACCCGCUGUGUGGAUCUAAAGAUUGUAGCUUGUAGAAUAAUGUGUUUUGAAGGGAUGUUUUACUCCUCUUUUAGUGGCUUAGUCGCUGGAGGUGUUCGGACCAAGAUUGUGUGUCUUAUAUUUGUGAAGAAAAUGAGUUAGUUCUUAGACGUGUUAUUUUCCUCUUCUCGUUUUAGAAAUCCUUGUACAUUGUGUCAAUUUCAGGGGCCUCAUUGCCCUCUUAAUAUAAAUAUAUUAAUGCCUGUAAUAUAAUCUUUGUAUAAGAAAGCAAAAAAAACAAAAAAAGCUUGAAAUUUUCAUCAUUUGUCAACAUAUCAAAACUGUUUUUAAUGACCGAGGUCCUGCUAUCUUCACUGGAAAUGUGACAAUUGAAACAUUUCAUUAAAUCGUUUUUAAAAUUCUA
This is a messenger RNA of Poecilia reticulata (guppy), 10143 nucleotides long. It is a transcript of the gene ralgapa2, whose product is annotated as Ral GTPase activating protein catalytic subunit alpha 2. Gene Ontology annotation, molecular function: GTPase activator activity. Gene Ontology annotation, biological process: regulation of small GTPase mediated signal transduction; positive regulation of GTPase activity. Gene Ontology annotation, cellular component: cytoplasm; nucleus. Lineage: Eukaryota; Metazoa; Chordata; Actinopteri; Cyprinodontiformes; Poeciliidae. The record is from RefSeq and is a predicted model, not a curated record.